Apis mellifera (honey bee) is the source of this 1576-nucleotide messenger RNA. Its product is annotated as carboxypeptidase B. The transcript has 6 exons. Gene Ontology annotation, biological process: proteolysis. Bases 21 to 1400 code for a protein of 459 amino acids. Gene Ontology annotation, molecular function: metallocarboxypeptidase activity; zinc ion binding. Lineage: Eukaryota; Metazoa; Arthropoda; Insecta; Hymenoptera; Apidae. The record is from RefSeq and is a predicted model, not a curated record.
UCCAAGGACAGUUGUUCGCGAUGGAGAGGACCGGUCGAUCACAUAAUGCACGCUUCGUCGCGUUCUCCUUUCUUUUUGUCGUUGCCGUUGCGGGGGCGGUGAUCGAUCGUCAGAAACGAGAAUUCGUGAUCCCCGACUGGAUCGAGAUCGUGGACGAGCCUGCCCCGGAAAACUCCAAGACGAUUCAAAGGGCGGUCAGAGUGAGGGAUGCCAAAGUAACGUACGAUGGUGCUCAAGUUUGGAGGGUGGAGGGGCACAAGGACAUAGUGUCGAACGUCACCAUGGACUUCCAGGAGGCUGGAUUAUUGUCGUUAUGGGCUGGCAACGACACAGCGGUAGACGUAAUGGUACGCUCGGAAGAAAUUUCGAGAUUGUCUCGCUACUUGAAACAAAAAGAUUUGAGCUAUCAAGUGGUGAUCGAGGAUUUGCAGAAAGCGAUAGACGAGGAGAAUCCGUCGCUUUCCGAGCAAGAGAUGGAGGAGCUGCAAGGCCGCAAAGGUCAUCGAAUGGAAUGGACCAGUUACCACCGACUCGAGGACAUUCACGGUUACCUCGAUUACCUGGCUGAAACUUUCCCCGACGUUUGUUCCGUCGUCACCAUCGGUCAUUCCGUCGAAGGAAGGCCUCUCAAGGUUAUAAGAAUAAGCAACGGAAAAUCAAAUUCCCCGGCAUUGUGGAUCGACGGAGGUAUUCACGCGCGAGAAUGGAUCUCUCCAGCCUCGGUCACUUACGUUAUCAAUCACUUGGUUGAAAAUAGCGAGGCACUCGAGGCCGAUUACUAUAUUCUCCCUGUCGUGAAUCCCGAUGGGUACGAGUACACGUUUACGAAAGACCGUUUAUGGAGAAAGAACAGGAAACGCUCGGUGGGCAGUCUGUGCACCGGUGUCGAUCUUAACCGGAACUUCGGCUAUCGAUGGGGUGGGCUGGGAACUAGCAAAGAUCCUUGCCGGGAGAUUUACGCUGGCUCAGGCCCGUUCUCCGAACCGGAGACCAACGCCAUUCGAUAUUUCUUCGAAGCUAGCUCCGCCAAUUUUAAAGCGUAUCUGACGUUCCAUAGUUACGGCCAAUACAUCUUGUACCCUUGGGGCUACGACAAACGGGUGCCGCCUGAUUACGCGGAUCUCGACGCCGUUGGAAAGCAAAUGUCCACGGCAAUGAAGAAGGCGGACGGGGCAAGAAGCGCUUACACGGUUGGAAACAGCGCCACGACGUUGUACGCGGCUUCCGGUGGGUCCGACGACUGGGCGAAGGCCAUCCUGAAGAUGAAAUAUACGUACACGGUCGAAUUAAGGGAUACCGGCAAGUACGGUUUCGUUCUACCAUCCCGUUACAUCGUACCAACGGCUAAGGAAGCGUUGGCCGCGGUUAUGGUCGUAACGGAAGCUUGCAAAUCUUUGUAAUUCGUUACGAAUCGAAUCGUAGAGUAAAUUGUAUAAAUAACAAUAGUUAUUAUACGCGAUAUGUACAUUAUUAUAUUUUACAUAUAUAUAUAUGUAUGUGUGUGUAUGUAGGAAAUAAGAUGAUCGAAAACGGGAAUUAUUUAUUGAAUAAAAAAACAAACAAGCGUUAACAAUGA